AAAAUUGUCCAAGCAAUGCUUAAGCUGGGACUCGCGGUCCCCACUCGUUGGUCCUUCAGAUGUCGUCGCCUGGGAAUGGCUAGCAUUAAGGGCGAGGCAAGAAUCUCCGUGGACAAGCAGAAAGCAGACCAGCCGGAGCACGAUGAGGACCAGCAAGAGACCGAGGCGGAUUCCCAGCCGGCGGAAGAUUAUCCAAGAACUCACAGGAACGAGAAAGUGUUAGUUAAUCAUGCCAUUCAGGAGAUCCAGCACAGACCGUUGGAGGUGCCCACAAUUAUCGGCGAUGAUACAGUGUAUACCAUGGACACUCAGCGCGUUUGCUGCCCGCAUCACCUGCAGACGAACUUGGCUCACGUCUACUACGCAAAUCGCAAGCAAAUCGAGGCGGCAAUUAAGUCUGCCCUUUCGGCGCAGGGAACUUGGAGUCUGGUACCCAUCGCCGAGCGCCUGGCCAUUUGGCGACGCGCCGCUACCAUUAUCGAGGAGGACGAACUGCGGCUGAGAGUGUUCCUGAUGAUGACGCUUAGCAAAACCGCCGAUGAUGCGACGCGGGACAUUCGGCGGCUACUCACCUCGCUGAGGGCCAAUGCUGACUAUUUGGAGCACCUGUCCGAGCUGCGCUUUGAGAUCCAGGGUGAUAUGAAUGUAUUCCCCAGCUUUCAUUUGAGACCCAUGGAUGGAUUUGUGGCCGCACUGGCACCAUUUGAAUCGGUGGCCUUGUCAUCCAGCUUGGCCCUCUGUCCGGCGCUCAUGGGCAACACGGUGCUGUGGAAUCCCUCAUUGGAAGUGGCACCUGUGAGCUAUCUAAUUUACAGAGCCUUCCAGGAGGCGGGUUUGCCCAGCGGCGUUAUCAACUUUGUGCCGGCCAACGAGCGCCUGUUCUUAGACACCAUCACGGAUGCCGUGCACUUUUCCGGGCUGAAUACUCAAGCCAGUGCAGCUUGUUAUAGGCAUGUUCACAAGUUGGUGAGCGAUCGAAUGGAGCGAUACAUCUGUUUUCCUCGUCUGGUGGCCGAGUGCCCGGGUCAGAACUUUCAUUUUGUCCAUGCCAGCGCCAAGGUGGAAUCUGUCGUCUCGGCUACAGUGCAGGCGGCCUUUGGCUUUGCCGGACAGUGUGCCAAUUCGCUCUCCCGGAUGUACGUGCCCUCGUCAAUGUGGCCACGCCUCAGGGAGGAGUUGCUGGAGGCCACGGAGCAACUGACCAUCGGAGACCCCGUCGAAUCGGGAACGGAUAUGGGAGCGAUGGUCCAUAUAAAUGACUUCCGGCGGAUGCAGAAACUACUGCAGCGCACCAAGAACAUGGAACAGUUGUGCGGAGGCAGCUGCGAUGACAGCACUGGUAGAUUCGUUUCUCCAACGAUUGUCCGGGUGGCGGAUCCAUUGGAUCCACUUCUGUGUGAGCCCUGCUGCGGACCGUUCUUGCCGGUGUUCGUCUAUUCGGACGAUUCCUUCAGUGAGGCUCUCAAGCUUGCCGCCAAUCAGUCCAGAUACGCACUUUCCGGCUCCAUAUUCGCAAGUCGGGAUGAGGUUAUCCUCCACUGCCUGAACCAACUGCGAAUGUCCGCUAGUAAUCUCUACGUGAAUGAGCGAUGCACGGGAAGCACGUACGGUCUGACUCCCUUUGGUGGAAAUCGGUUGUCCGGGACAAACGAUAAAUCCGGAUCUGCCUACUUCCUUAUGCGCUGGAGCUCGCCACUGCUCAUCGAGGAGACUGUGGAGGGUGCACCUCCCAUAAAUGGAUCAAAAACGUUUCCCUGAGCGGGUGUUUCAAAAUUACAAUAAGUGUAUUUGAAGUGGCGUUUUACUAUUUAACCACAAACUGGAUAAACUAUGUUUUUUCAAGUAUUAAAAGAAUGACCAGAUAUCGGCUUUUGAUCUCAUACUCAU
Molecule: messenger RNA, 1887 nt
Organism: Drosophila mauritiana
Lineage: Eukaryota; Metazoa; Arthropoda; Insecta; Diptera; Drosophilidae
Product: delta-1-pyrroline-5-carboxylate dehydrogenase, mitochondrial
Exons: 1
Coding region: 16-1758 (580 amino acids)
Cellular component (GO): mitochondrial matrix
Molecular function (GO): L-glutamate gamma-semialdehyde dehydrogenase (NAD+) activity
Source: RefSeq, a predicted model, not a curated record